This is a messenger RNA of Balaenoptera musculus (blue whale), 2438 nucleotides long. It is a transcript of the gene DHRS7, whose product is annotated as dehydrogenase/reductase 7. The coding region runs from base 154 to 1173 and encodes 339 amino acids. NCBI's taxonomy places the organism in Eukaryota, Metazoa, Chordata, Mammalia, Artiodactyla, Balaenopteridae. The transcript is spliced from 7 exons. Gene Ontology annotation, molecular function: oxidoreductase activity. The record is from RefSeq and is a predicted model, not a curated record.
UGCCGGCUCUCUGGGCGGGCCCGGGCCGGGGGCGGGCGCGGCGGCGGCGGAGGCGGCGCUGAGGCACGAGCGUUGCCGCGCGGCUUAGACUCGGUCGGUGGCUUUGUUGGUCGGUCGGUUUUCGUCCUGCGUAGCAGGGCGCGCGCGGCCGCGAUGAGCUGGAACCUGCUGCUCUGGCUGCUGGCGCUCUGCGCGCUGCUCGCGCUCGUGGUGCAGCUGGUAUGCUUCCUGCGGGCCGACGGCGACCUGACCCUGCUGUGGGCCGAGUGGCAGGGGCGACGCCCAGAAUGGGAGCUGACUGAUAUGGUGGUGUGGGUGACUGGAGCAUCAAGUGGGAUUGGUGAAGAGCUGGCUUACCAGCUGUCCAAACUAGGAGUUUCUCUUGUGCUGUCAGCCAGAAGAGUGCAUGAGCUGGAAAGGGUGAAAAGAAGAUGCCUUGAGAAUGGCAAUUUGAAAGGAAAAGAUAUACUCAUUUUGCCCCUUGACCUGACUAACAGAAGUUCCCAUGAAAUGGCUACCAAAGCGGUUCUCCAGGAGUUUGGCAAAAUUGACAUUCUGGUCAACAAUGGUGGAGUAUCCCAGCGUUCUUUGUGUGUGGACACCAGCGUGGACGUCUACAAGGAGCUAAUAGAGGUUAACUACUUAGGGACGGUGUCCUUGACAAAGUGUGUUCUGCCUCACAUGAUUGAGAGGAAGCAAGGAAAAAUUGUUACUGUGACUAGCCUCCUGGGUGUUGUAUGUGCACCCCUUUCUGCUGGCUAUUGUGCCAGCAAACACGCUCUUCAGGGAUUUUUUAAUACCCUCCGAAUUGAACUUGCUACAUACCCAGGUAUAAUAGUUUCUAACAUUUGCCCAGGACCUGUGCAAUCAAAUAUUGUGAAGAAUGCCCUAACUGAAGAAGUCACAAAGACUACAGGCAGCGAUGCAGAUCAGUCCCACAAGAUGACAGUCAGUCGUUGUGUGCAGCUGAUGUUAAUCAGCAUGGCCAAUGAUUUGAAGGAAGUUUGGAUCGCGGAUCAGCCUUUUUUGUUAAUGGCAUAUUUGUGGCAAUAUAUGCCAACCUGGGCCUGGUGGAUAACCAACAAAUUAGGGAAGAAAAGGAUUGAGAACUUUAAGAAUGGUGUGGAUGCAGAUUCCUCUUAUUUUAAAAUCUGGAAGACAAAAUAUCAAUGAAGGAGUACUUGCAUUUUCCAAGCCAAUGGAAAGAGAAACGGAAAACAUGACAACAGCAAUUUUCUUAUGCACUGAAGACUUACUUAUUUGUGAUUUUACUUCUUAAUAGAUACAACUUUCCUUUCAACGUGUAAUAAAUAAGAUUGCCAGGAGUCUUGCAAUAAGGGUAUUAAUGCAUACUACAUUCCUGGAUUAAAGAGCAUUUUAACAUACUCUACCAUGUAUGCUUAAAAUCUAGGUUAGCAGAAUGCCAACCAAAGAAUUACAGUAAUCCAUUUAGCAUAAAUGCAUGGAAUAUUACAUGAAGCAGAGUGCUGGGUAAUGGGCAGAUAUAAAGAAGUGUCUGAAAUGGCAUGCCUCCAAGGUGCUUACACUCUCUUGGAAGAGUUGACAGGUACAAAUGACUGGAAUUUGAAGCCGUAGGUAGGACUCAUAGCAGCCAUUAAUUUAUUAAAAAUCUAUUAUAUGUCAUUUGCUGUACUGAGGUGCUUUGUAAUUAGUUAAUUCAUUUAUUUCUCAUAACAGCCCUCUAAGCCCUCUGUUAUUUCUCAUAACAGCCCUCUAAUAGAUGAAGAAAGAAAUGCCCAAAGCAAGUAGGUGUUACUUUCCCAAGGUCACAGAGCUCGUAAGGGGUAAAGCCUGGGUUAAACUCAGCUCAGGAAGAUUCCAUUGGCAACUUCUUAUUUUAGUUAUUAUCAUUAAUUUUACUUUAAUCUUUAGCACCUUAUAGUAGAAAACAUGCAUAGGCCACAAUAGAAAAUCAACAAAUAUUCCUUGACUAUUUACUGUCAAGGGAGAAGAACAGGGGAAGAAAAACAUGGUUCUUAUGUAUAAGCAGUUCACAGUUUACCUACAGACAAGGUAACACCCAUAAAAUAACUGGAAUAGUUGGUGGAGAAGUUGGAGACCACCCUGGUGGCUAUCUUUGGGAAAUGGGGAAGGUGUAAAUGGUGGAGUGACACCAUGAGGUGUAGCAAGUAAAAGCAAUGGAAUAAAUGCACACAUGGCAAGAUGGAUAUAUCCUAGAAGCACGGUGAUGAGUGAAGAAAGUAAAUGAUGACUAUAACAAUUCUGUUUGCAUAUACUUAAAUUUAUGUGCACAGAAGAUAGUGCUCAUUUUGUCCACAGGGGAUCCCAGAUAAUGGAAUUAUUAAACACAGGCUUGAAAAUUAUGUUUGGUAUAUUGAAAGAUGUAAAACACAAGAUUGAGAAUUUCAGCAGCAACCUAAGUGUCCAUUGAUGAAUAAAGAUGUUGUGUAUAUAUA